Owenia fusiformis is the source of this 2330-nucleotide messenger RNA. The record is from the annotation of a GenBank genome assembly. NCBI's taxonomy places the organism in Eukaryota, Metazoa, Annelida, Polychaeta, Sabellida, Oweniidae.
GCAGAAGUGGCAACAUGACAACAAAAUGAAGAGGCUAAUCGGUGCCAACUAUUUCAUAUUAUAAGCAAUUGAGGACUUACGUAGACGCCUUUGAGAUAUGAAUGUGUGAUCGAUAAAUGUGAGGAUUACAUUUUCGGAUAUAAGCUACUACUACCACAUUUUCUCUACAAAGGCUUUGCAUAGACGUUAUCCUAUCUAUUUGGACUAUUCUUUAAAAACUAUGGGAUCUGCAAAACAACAAGGUCAAAUAUCCAAAGUGCUGAACCUUCUACAAGAGUGGGACAAAGGUUCAAAGACUGUGCGCAGAUCUGUGCUCCAAGAUUUCAUAGCAUUGAAUCAGAAUAAAACUGGGCCAGAAUUAGAACAAGAAUUUGCACAAGCUGCCAGCCUGUUCCUGACAAGACUUACAGCAUGGCUUAGGUUAACGUAUAUGAUUGGUACCUGCCUUAACGAGCAGCUGAGGGCUUUACAAAUAUUCCUCUCUGCAUCCAGUGGACACAAGUUCCUUGCAGAGUUCUUGGAGGUUGGUGGUGUGUUGACAAUCCUAGAGAUCAUAGGACUGAAACAGGCCAAGGAGGAUGACAAGACAGAAGCAUUGAAACUUCUCCUCUGUGUAGCAAAUGCUGGAAGGAAAUACAAAGAACUUAUCUGUGAAAGCUAUGGAAUCAGAGCCAUUGCAGAAUGUCUUGCAAAGUCAAAGUCUGAGAUCACACAAGAGACUGCCAGAAACCUCCUACAGACACUUGCCCAAGGCAACCCCAAAUUUGAGGUUCAGGUCUACAAAGGUCUAAUAGCCCUUCUACCAUGCAGCUCACCCAAAGCACAACAGAUGGCAGCACAAACUCUGAGAGUCGUACAACCUAUAGUGAAAACAGCAAACCCUACUCUAAUAGAGCCCCUGCUCAGUUUACUGAGGACCUUGCAUCUAGAAGUACAAUUUGAAGCAAUUGAAUUAAUGAAAGAUCUGAUGAACUAUGACAUCCAGCAGAGUCUCCUCAGUGGCCUUGUAAAGCUAUUGAGACCAUCCAAGGAAGAUAUACUCAGUCAGAGAAAACCAGAAAUAUUAAAUAAUGCAGACAUGUCCAAGAUGAAUGCCCCACUCCCUGUGUUUAUACAACAAGCAGCUGCAGCAAAAACUAUUGGAAUUCUAGCAAGAGAGUCGGCAGAGUAUGCAGAGAAGUUGGUGCAGCUUCGUGUUGUACACAAUCUGAUGUUUGCCAUGGGCAACCAAGAUUACGCAGACAGUCAGCGCCAAGCCAGUGUCUCUCUUGAGUACCUUUGCCGAUCCUACCCCCUUGUAGAUGACCAUGUCAGAGAGGCGAUGGGAGAUCAGUUGUAUGAUAGGUUCAUCUCAAGUGCAGAUACCCUUUAUGUAAAUAUGAAUGCAGUCCAGGCUGAUGUUCUUGUCUCCAAUAAGGUCAACAUACCAGGAACCAAGGAAUCUAAUGACUGAGCGCCCUGCCACCUAUAUCUCAGAACAUGAACUUCACAAUACAAUAGUACAAAGUAACUGAAGAUCAGACAAAAAAUCAAAUAUAUUUAUUUAAAGGAUAUUUAAUAGAGAAUUUAUACCAACAUAUUUAUAUAUAAAUAUGUAGAAUAUAUUCCAAAUUACUCAUUUUUGUAUGGUUAUUAGCAUAUGAAAUCAGUGAUCAGUGUCGCAAAGAGUGGAUGGCUUAGAGAUAAUAAUGUUUAAUCUAUUUCAAAAUGGGUAAAUUGGAAUAUAUUCUAUACUGUAAGAUUAUUUAUAUUAAUUCAAGUUAAGGAACGGUGGAAAUGUAAAGCCUAUGUGCUGUAAACUAUUUAUCUCAAUUACUAAGUUUUGCAUACACUGCAUGGCCAUUCCCAGAAAGAAUUUUUUACCAUGUCCUUGAGCAGUAGCACUCUCAUCUCCCUCUCAGAGCUUAUAUCUUGGUUUUAACACAAUUGAUGGUCAUGAUGAUGGUGAUGACUUAAAAAUUCAAAUAUUAUCUACUGUUAAAGAUGACACUUUUUUUUCAUCAGAAUAAGAAAACGGCCAUCUGGUAUAUUCAAGAUCCAAGCAUUUCAAUUCUUUUAUCGAGCUGUGUCUUGACAUGCAUUGACAUCUGCCUGUUGCAUUGUAACUCCUGCAGUUGCAAUACAUCUAUAUGUAUCUAAUAGUAAUUGAGACGUUUUCCAAGUGCAGUCUUUCAUAUAAACUAUAAACUUCGCACAAGGAGGAUACCAUAUCCUAUAUUAAAUCCUUGUUAGUUGUUCUCUUAGUGCAUUUAUUAUUGUAAAUAGAUAAAAUGUUUUUUAUUUAGUGAAUCUAUAAUUGUAAAUAAAUAAAAUGUUUUUAUUAGUGAAAA